UCCAGAGGUUCAUUAUUCGUUUUGCCUUCGAACGGAAAGGUCUCCUAAAGGGAAGAAAAUUUUAUUAGAAAAAAAAACAUCAGUGUCGAAAUUUCAAAGUGUUUUAAAGCUAGAAGCUAUCUUUUGGAAGAAAUUUUACAACUAGAAGAACCACUGAAGCAUUACCACCUGCGCCGGACUUGUGAAAGCAAGAAGACCAGAACGCUCUUGAAGCUUGAAGUUAGAAGCAAUCCAGCUGCUGCGCCACUACUGUUUGAUUUCUCGAAGAAUCAAUCAAUACAAAAAAAAACCGAAAAUGUGCGAUCCGUGCUGUGGUCCCUGCGAUCCCUGCUACUCCUGCUAUCCUUGCGGUCCCGUAGGACCGUGCGGACCUUGUGGACCUUGCGGACCGUGUGGACCGUGUGAUCCUUGCGGACCGUGCGGUCCAUGCGGUCCCUGUGGACCCUGUGAUCCCUGUGGCCCGUGCGGACCUUGUGGACCGUGCGGUCCCUGUGGUCCCUGUGCACCCUGCGGUCCCUGUGGACCGUGCGAUCCUUGCGAGCCGACCUGCCGCACGGCCCACGACCUUAACUGCAUGCCCCAGUGUCCCACCAUCUGUCCCCCGCAACGCUGCGGACCGCGGUUCAUUACGGUGCAGCAACCGCCCCGGCUAGUGGCGCAGAAGAAGGUGAUCAACACGUCGCGCACCGUGAUCGACAGGCACGUGGUGCCGCAGACGCGAGCCAUCGUCGAGCCGAAGCUGAUCUACCAGCCGCGAACUAUCUGCGAGCCGUGCGUCAUCUACAAGCGGCGCACCGUGCCGGAGCCCAAGAUCAUCUACUACAAGCGCAUCGUGCCCGACCCGAAGGUGGUCUGCACGCCGCGCGUCAUCGUGGAGCCGAAGGAGAUCUGCACCACGCUGGUGUGUCAGCCGAAGCCGCAGGUGGUGCAGGUGCCACCGGCCCGCGACUACUGCUGCGUGCCGGCAGGAACCACGUUCUACAACAAUGGGUGCUGUCCGCCGAGCGUGGGCCCAAUCUGCGCUCCGAAACGGUGCGCACCUAAACCAUGCAAGAGUCGCGAGCUCCGAGGCGGAAUUCUCAUCUCCAACUGCGAGUGUCUUAAGCGCAAUGGUCUCCAGCAUGACUGCCCACGUUCGGAGUGUCAGGCAAAACCAUGCUGUCUGACGAAACCGGAAGCUUCCUGCUGUCCAUCGCAGUGGGCCCGACGCUACCGGUUCGUGACGAUGGGCAAGAAAAGCAACCCGGUGCGUCCAUCGAAGAACUGCUGCCUGCCCUGCGGUGGUGGCGGAUGCAAUCCUUGCCCAAUCGAUCCGACCUGUUGUGGACCUUGCGGACCUUGCGGACCAUGUGACCCGUGUGGACCUUGUGGACCUUGUGGUCCGUGUGACCCGUGUGGACCUUGUGUACCUUGUGGACCUUGUGGACCUUGCGGCCCGUGUGGACCCUGCGGACCUUGUGACCCGUGCUGCGCACCUGCAUGCGGUCCGGUGUGCGAUCCUAGCUAUCCUCCGGUGUGUGAUCCUUCCUGCAGCGUACCUUACUAUCCGCUGAAGCGCAUCCGGUCGGCUGUACGGCAGCCUACGCCUCGGCCGAAGAUGGCCAAAACCAAUUGGUACUGUCCGCCCCGGUACACGAUCUGGCGUCCACCGGCGCCCUGUCGUUACCGGGCACCGUGCAAAGCUCACUGCUACAAUGUGGAGCGGUUUUGUUGUCCUUGUUAGGGGGCGAUGCCUUUGAAGGGUGAAAUAAACUCCAUUUUGUUAUCAAAAUUGGCGACCCUUGCAGUGAUGGCUGCAUACCCUGUGGACCGUGCUAGGAUGUAAAGAAGAACCGUGGGGAGCGCCUCGCAACCGAAUGCUUACACAACCGUGUCUAACACAACGCGCCCCCAUCAAUGCCUGGCUAUGUAGUAGUGUGCCAACCAACUUCAGGACCUAGUCUCUCUUUUUACGCCACCGUUAUUAGGAAAAGGAACACGCCCACGGCUGCAGGAACGAAUAUCGGCGAUCUUUCUACUCCGUUCGAAGAGAAAUUACUCGUGUUGUUUCUAUGCUUCCCUGUCGUUAAAUAUCUCUGUUGAGUUUGAAGAAAAUUUUAUAACGCGUUACAUAGAGAGCCAGCCUCGCACACCAUCGUUAGCAAAGCAUCGUGCAUAUGAUUCCCGUAGAGAGAGAGAGAGAGAGAGAGAGCAGAACGCAUCGAUAGGCACCCAUUAUCACCAUACUCCUCCAAACGCACAAGAAAAUCAUCUAGGAGAGCACAUAGUUGAAAGUAGCGCAGAACAUGUUCAGUGGAAUAAAAAGCGUAAAAACGAUUCGGAAAUCAAACUAAA
Messenger RNA from Anopheles merus, 2334 nucleotides. Its product is annotated as keratin-associated protein 16-1-like. Bases 296 to 1723 code for a protein of 475 amino acids. Lineage: Eukaryota; Metazoa; Arthropoda; Insecta; Diptera; Culicidae. The record is from RefSeq and is a predicted model, not a curated record. The transcript has 7 exons.